AUGUGGCCCAGAAGACCUCGAUUACGAACCAGAACUCUCAUAUAUGCUGCUUUAAUUAAUAGUUUUAUUAUUGUUCUUCUUAAAGUAAUUCUCAAAAGACAAGAAAAUGGAUCCAUUGAAACUGAAAGAGCUUUAUACAGAACUCCAGCGAAACAACACGACACGGUACACGUAGCAAGUAUGUGGAAGUCUCCACUCAGGUUUGUCGAAGGGACUAUCUAUAUAGCUACCAGCGUAUGUGGAAAUCGCUUAGCAGAAGCUCUAGUGAUGAUUAAGAGUGUUUUCAUAUUCACAGAAACUCCAACGCAUUUUAUUUUUUUCACCGAACUCGAGCUGAGACCUCCACUUGAACGUCAGCUCAAAAUUUGGCAAAGGUUGCAACCAAAUAUUUCCUAUACUUUCCGGUUGGCCAGCUAUCCCGCCAGUGCGAAUGAGUCCAGCUGGAAGCUACUCUACAGACCGUGCUCCACUCUAAAAUUGUUCCUUCCGGACCUCCUUACCGAGCUAGAUGCUGUGCUAGUGUUAGACACAGAUGUUUUGUUUCUCAGGUCACCAAAGGGGUUUUGGGCUCACCUGUACCAAAUGAGGCCAUUUCACUUGAUGGGUCUUUCUGAGGAGACACCAUCUGCUUCCCUUGGUUGGUAUCCAAACCACGUGUCUGCGUUCAAGAUAUACGAGGAUAAAGGAGUAAAUGGGGGAAUCUGGUUGAUGAAUCUAACACGGCUACGACAACAUAAUUUUACUCGAGAGGUUUUACAUAUUUACGAUCAAUAUGGAGAGCAUAUUGACUUUGGAGAUCAAGAUGUUGUCAGCAUCUUUUACGGUCGUCGUCCAGUAUUUAAUAUGGCAGUUGUCGAAUUUCCCACCAAAAGUAGACAAUGUUUCUGUACAGGUCCUCAAGUCUCAGGGUCGAUGAUGCCUGCUGGGGAAGUCCAAGCUGCAGUUCGUGGAGAGUUCUUGUCUUAUGUUUAG
Limulus polyphemus (Atlantic horseshoe crab) is the source of this 972-nucleotide messenger RNA. RefSeq names its product glucoside xylosyltransferase 2-like. The record is from RefSeq and is a predicted model, not a curated record. Gene Ontology annotation, molecular function: UDP-xylosyltransferase activity. NCBI's taxonomy places the organism in Eukaryota, Metazoa, Arthropoda, Merostomata, Xiphosura, Limulidae. The coding region runs from base 1 to 972 and encodes 323 amino acids. Gene Ontology annotation, biological process: protein O-linked glycosylation via N-acetylgalactosamine. The transcript is spliced from 6 exons.